CACAAAUGAUGUAUCACUCUGUAUGUGUAUGGUGUAUCACUCUGAUUGUAGGCUCUCUAGUAAGAACUAAUCGCUCGAAAUUGCGCUAUUGCCAACGUCCUACUUCUUUCGUAAUCUAGCCGUAUCAUUUUUUUUGGAAGCGAGAGCCAAUAAAUGAAGAAGAAAAAAGAAGACCUACUAUUUUAUUGUCUACUGCAGAUUCUAUUGUAAAUGGACCUUAAAUCAGGUUAUGAAAAUAAAGGAUAUAUAUUAAAUGCCCUUGUUACUCAAGGUGCUGCUGAGGUUGACGAUCCUCGCGUUACUCUUGGUAGCCCUAUAUUGUUAUCAGACGUCUGAUGGAAGACGCUGGAUUGUAUUCAAUCUGCAAACAAAAAAUGCGAGCUUGGCAAACCUUACGACUCCUUCAGCAGUGACUGUUUAUUCUGUUAAUUAUUUGUCUUCAACAGCGCGCAUUUUGCCACGAAAUCAGACAAAUUAUUAUAACAUAUGGUGUAUUUUUACCAAAGUUGCCUCAAACUCGCCCAUGAGACGGAAAUUCCAAGUGUUCACAGAAUCUUUGCUCAGAUUUGCUUCCAUAAAUAUUACUUUUCAUGUGAUAAGUGAUGAUAAUAGUCAAAACAUAGCUGAAAAUGUUAUAAAAAAUGUUCUGAUCAGCACCGGAAAAUUUAUGAAAGUAUUUUAUUACAAUGUACACAAAUUAGCUGCAAAAUUGGAAGAUAUUGUAUCAGUUAUGUCGCCACAUUUUAGUAGCAAACCAGGAACAUAUUACUCUGAUGCAUUGUUCUUCAUUUCGCUCGGUUUGCACAGAAUUGCACCCAAUCAUCAGAAACUUGCCAUAAUGUUUGAUGCAGAUACAAAAUUUCGUAGAGAUGUGAAGGACUUGUUCGAAGAAUUUAACAAGUUUGGAAAAGAAGCUUUGUUUGGUUUGGCUCCAGAACUCACGCCAGUUUACCGACAUGUUUUGUAUUUAUAUCGUAAUAAACAUCCAACGACAAUGUUUGGAGAACCUCGUCAUAAAGGCGGAUAUCCUGGUUAUAAUAGUGGGAUAGUGCUCUUAAAUUUGGAAAGAUUACGGAAAUCACAUGUAUAUAAUGAGUUUAUCAAUAAAGACAGUGUGGAUGAUAUGACGAAGAAAUAUCACUUCAAGAUUGAUGACAGAAACAGCAAGAUUUUGCAGUUCCUGUUUGGUUUCCGCUGCCAGUCUGUUGUCAGAUUCCCGGUGCGUGCAAAUUUUGUUCGUUUUCUGCUUCAAUCUGCUGGCAUAACAAGUCAGCAGGAUCUAUCGACAGAUAGCCAAAUGCAUAUAUGGUUAUGGUUUUUAUAUUGAGAAUCUGGUCAAGUUUAGUACAAGUUUGUUCACAAACUGCUAACAUUUUGCUAUCAGAAUAAACAAAGACUAUAGAAUGUGUGUGUAUAUAGA
This is a messenger RNA of Acromyrmex echinatior (Panamanian leafcutter ant), 1420 nucleotides long. RefSeq names its product Xyloside xylosyltransferase (gene Xxylt). Gene Ontology annotation, cellular component: endoplasmic reticulum membrane. Gene Ontology annotation, biological process: protein O-linked glycosylation via N-acetylgalactosamine. Gene Ontology annotation, molecular function: xylosyl alpha-1,3-xylosyltransferase activity. NCBI's taxonomy places the organism in Eukaryota, Metazoa, Arthropoda, Insecta, Hymenoptera, Formicidae. The record is from RefSeq and is a predicted model, not a curated record.